AUGGUGUUGGAGUUGCAUGUAUGGGGUCCAGCAUUUGAUCUGCCGUCUAUUGAUGGCCAGUGUUUGGCCACAAUCUACUAUCUGCGAAAAGCCCUCGGAGUGCCUGGAAAAGAAUGGGUUCUGGUGCGGUCAGGCGAGCCUAGAGUGAGCCCUUUCAGGGAACUACCGGCUCUCAAGGACGAAGAGACAUGGGUGGCGGGUUUCGGCAACAUAGUAUCAUACCUCAGGGACGUUUCAGAUGGACAGUGGGAUCUUGACAGACGGCUGAGCGAUACUCAACGAGCAGACUGUGCAGCAUUUUCCUCGUUCGUCGAAUCCCGUGGGCAACCUCUCCUCGAUCUAAGUCUCUACGUGAGCAGCGACAAUUACUUUAGCACCACAAGACCAGCUCUUGCACAGAUACUGCCAUGGCCCAACAGCUGGGUACUGCCGCACCACCUGCGAGAACGGGCGAAGAAGCGCACCGAGCAUCUCGGGCUAAGCAGCCUUGAUUUGGACAAUGCGCAAGAAGAUCAGAAGGACGACGUAGGGCUGAGUGCACAUAUUCCCAAGUCUUUGCGGAAACCGAAACAGACAGUUACGUCGCUGCUAGGACGUAGUAUGCAAAAGAACAAGUUUCGACUCGAUGCGAUCACGGCAGAAUUUCUCGAACCCAUCGCCUCCAUGCUCGGUGGUGGAAAGUUCCUCCUCGCUUGCCAGGAGAGCAGCCUCGAUUGUCUGGUAUUGGGAUACUUGGCUUUGAUGCAACGACCUCAAAUGCCCCAUGCUUGGAUCAGAGACUCUCUACGAAGCAGAUAUGCAAGUUUGGGACGAUGGGCAGAAGACCUUACUCUUCAGGUGUUUGCAGAGUCCACCGUGAAAAUCACGUUGGUGUCACAAAGCCACACCGACAGAAGUAUCAUUCAGGUGCUGCAGUCGGCCGUCGAGGUAUGCAUUGGGUCAAUGCCGGUAAUUGGAGCUGGGUAUACGGUGUCCGAGAUCAGCCCUGGAGAUGAACAAGGCCUUGCGAGAUACAAAAGGAAGCAAGCGCGAUUGGCGAGACUUCAGCGCAGGCGAGAUCUCUAUUUACAGACCCUCGCUUCGGCCAUUGCAGCAACAGGUCUGGUGGGAUGGCUUUGGUACAAGGGUGUAAGGCUUCUUCCGAGCAGGGCUGCGAAAGGACGCACUUUUGGGCAGGCUGGGUCUUUGUUCGGAUUGAAUUGA
Exophiala spinifera is the source of this 1203-nucleotide messenger RNA. RefSeq lists its product as uncharacterized. The transcript has a single exon. Lineage: Eukaryota; Fungi; Ascomycota; Eurotiomycetes; Chaetothyriales; Herpotrichiellaceae. Gene Ontology annotation, biological process: mitochondrion organization. Gene Ontology annotation, cellular component: SAM complex. The record is from RefSeq and is a predicted model, not a curated record. Bases 1 to 1203 code for a protein of 400 amino acids.